Messenger RNA from Ylistrum balloti, 5321 nucleotides. RefSeq lists its product as uncharacterized. Bases 237 to 3698 code for a protein of 1153 amino acids. NCBI's taxonomy places the organism in Eukaryota, Metazoa, Mollusca, Bivalvia, Pectinida, Pectinidae. The record is from RefSeq and is a predicted model, not a curated record. The transcript has 2 exons.
ACUACAGUGUGUUUGCUCCAACAUCUGCUGUACAGCUGGGGUAAAUUUAUGGACUGGAUGUGCCACGAUUUUAAUAUUUACAUUUUUUUCUCCGUCAUCUUCCUGUUUAAUAGACGUGGGAGUGGAGAAGUGUGUGUACUGGGAAAACACUGCAUAAACAAAGUUACAAUUCAACGAUACACGUGUAUUUUGUUGUAGCUGAAAUGGACAGCACCCCUGACCUUUAAUUUAUCAAAAUGCAUCCGUGUAAGGACCAAUCUGACCUUCCAGAUCAUCAUAAUGAUGUGAUUCCGAAACCUAAUCUGGAGUUCGAAGAUGGCACUCACUCAAUUUUUAUGAUAAUUCAGAAAUUUCCUUUCCCCGUGGUUGUUCUGUGCGAUACAACCAGGUGUCCGAUUCCUGUGGACAGGUCGCGAUUCAACUUUGAUUUGUCGCAACCUCUGUUGUUCUACCGUAAGAGGAGUAUUCAGAAGAUUCCGGCCAGAUCUGUGUACGUGGACGACACUGACCAAUACCAGGAGGCUGGUGACCCCCUACUCAUCCCAGAGGACUACAAAGGUUACUUUGCUAUACUGAAGAGAAGAAAUCUUUCCGGAACAACUGACAACAAUGCACCACACUUUACGAAGAUCGAGGAUAUUGCCCAGUCUGACACAGAAAAGUUCCUAAUUGGUGGUCAAAACCGGGUAAAAGCAUACCAAGUAAUCAAUGGAAAGGAUGAUGACCAAAGUUACUAUGAUCAACAGCGGAUGCUCUUUCCUGGGGAUGUUCUACGGAAACUCAGGUUAAUUACAUCCGAGACGAAAAAGAAAACCAAAUUCUUACGACGAAGGUCUCUGAUAACAGAGAAAUUUCUUCUCUGUUUGGAUGAGGCAGAUCGAGAAGUUAUCAUUCCAUUCACACAGACUGGAUUGUUCUAUGCUCUUACAACGGCAUCAGGAAAGGGCACGUGUCCUGUAAUGCAAAUGAGCGAAAUUGUAGCCAACAAGUUCUUGCCUUGUGUUGUGAAAUUAGUGUACGGUCGCGUUCCCACGACGCCUUGCUUCUUCCCUGGUCUUUUACAACUCGACCAAGGGUAUUUGGAGCAGUCUAUCGUGGCUGCCACUAUCAUGAACAAGAAAAACAUCCUUGUAGAGAUACCAUCCACUUGUAAGAUGGAGUUUCGUGUAGCACAUACGAACGAUGAGCUGAUUUCACACCAAGGAUACAAAAAUGCAGUCGACGUAUCUAGGGAAAAGAUUCAUUCUUACAUGAGGAACAUCAAAGUCUGCCUAAGUUGCAAAUCCGAUGACCAACUGCACAGCUGCGAGUCGUCCGGAUCCAUAACCGUCGGUGAAAGAGUAUCACAGGUGUCACUGGAACCGGAAAUGGAACCUCCAAAACCGUGCACGAAGGAUAUCAAUAGAGAUUCGGGUUACAUAAAGAUGGCACCGUCAAGCGAUGAUUUGUGUAUGCAAUCCGAUGGAAAACCAGAAAUCAGUCAGGAUCAGUAUGUAAAGAUGAAACUCACUUCACAUACGUCCCCACCCCCUGAUUAUGUUCUUAAACUCUUCUUGGAGAACAAACUUUUUGAGGUGCCUGUAUAUUCCAGUGAUGCAAACCAGACCGUUGACACUGAUGAUACAGAAAACACCUAUACUUUGAAGGGGGCGGAGAACAGAAGUCAACACGUCACCACGCCUCCCGACCUACCUCCACCGCCUGUUCCAUGUCCAGGAACGCCACCUUCUCUCUGCGGGGGUUCGCCAUCACAGGACAGUGGUAUUUCAGAUAUUGGUUUAACAGAUACUCGACGUCCGUCCACAUUUAUAUUCGCUGAAAGUGAACAGAACCCGGAUGAUAACACAUACGACAUCCCGCAGAUUCCAACACGGCGUGUUAGCGCUCCGCCAAAUUUCGAUACCGUGCCUAUCAUUCCGGAUUCCAAACAAGGCGCUUCACCAAAAUUAUUUCAAUUCACCCGAUCUAGAUCCGCCAAUAAGCGAGUGUCGAGCACGCCGUCUGAAAUGUUGAAAGAAGAUGGGAGACUGACGAGUCCCACAGAUACAAUACAUGAGCACGACUUCGCCACAGAGAACCCUUGCUACGAAAACAUCGAGGGCAUGAAAGAAAUCCAGGCGAAACUAAUAGAACAUCAAAACUUAACGGAAUCGAUCGACCCUGAUGAUGAUCUGACAUCGUUCCGCCUUCCGUGGUACCUUGAAUCGUUAGACUCUUCUGAAAGGUACCAGACACCUCCCUCAUCUUCAUCUCCGCAACGGCACGACGAUGAUAUUCAUGAUCCUCUUUACUACAUGUCUCCGAACGAUAUCGACCACAGCGUUUAUCGCACGCCGACCAGUAAAAGCCCCGGAUUAUCAAGUAGUUCGGUUUCACUUUCAGAUCCGUUCGACAACGUCUUUGAUAUAUCGCCAUGUAAUCCUACGCCACAUGAUUACUUAGAACUGAUUGAUGCAGUUGCAGGUGAAAAGAAAGAGGAAGAAGAUGACGAAGACGUGUAUGAUGUCAUACCGGAUAUACCCGGUACCAAACCUCUGUCAGCACCACAGGGAACGCUGAAAAUGUCUGACAAUGAAUAUGUUGAUUGUUUAAACUCUGACCUAGUUGAGAAUGAACAACCUCCACUUCCCCAUCACAUGCAACCCGUUACUUACACGAACUCUUGUGUAAAAGCCAAUGAGGCUUGCGAAGAAAGUAGUGAUACUAUUGGCACACACCUUGACGACGACGAGGGUGAUAGUACAAAGAUACAAGAAAGUGAUCACGCCAAAGAACGGGAGAAUGGAAACGUCGAAAACGAGGGUCAUCACCAGAUCAGCGAGAUUUCUGAUUCAAGCUUAAUCUGCCACAUCGAAUCUGAAGUUGAAUGUUUAUAUGGAGAGGAAACGAAAGAUGUAAACAAAGAUUCGGAUUUUGAAAUUGAUGAGGUAGACCAAGCCGAAAAUAACAGUAGUCUCAGAGGAUUAAACCCCAACAGUGUCGAAUGGUGUCAACCAGAAUCACAGGAAGACAAUAUUUUGGUUAGAGAUACUAUGUUGCAAAUGUUCGCCAAAGAUACAUCUGGCGAAAAUGAAUUGGAUGAGGAGGCUGACUGUCAGGAGAAAGGUUGUGUGGAUGAGGACGAUUGUGAUGAUUGUAAAUCUGAAAAUCAAGGUAAUUGUGACAAGGACAUUCAUUGUGGAGCUAUCGAAAGCCAGCAGAAUGAGUUAAAUAAAAAACGGUCUGACCCGAUUUGUGAUAAUCUGUCACCAACAAGUUCUAGUGAAUCACUUGGCAACGCAUGCUUGCAAAUAAAACCUACCCCGCCUCCAAUUUCACCCAAACCAAUCCGCAAUCGUGUGGAGAAACCUGAAACGGUGUCACAAGAAAUUCCAGGAACCAUUUCCUCAAACAGCGAAGAAUCUAGUCAUGUUGACGAAAUAGACAAUCAGCCGGUCCAUCAUCAACUCAAGCACCGAGAGAGAACAGAGUCUAAUUCUAUAUCUAUGUCUCUUGAACUCUUGGAAAAUGAGCUGAAUGACAUAGGUGUGACCCUGAAAGCUAGAAACAUCAUUAAAGAUAGAAAUAUAGGAAUCGAAGAUUUACUUAGCAUGGACGUGGAUAGUCUUCAGAAGGAUUUGCCUGGCGUCGGUUUCUUGGAUCUCAAACGGAUAGCCAUGUUCAUCAGGAAUAUUAUGACUAGGGCCACAGGUCAUUGAGACGAGAUUGAGGACGGAUGGAUUUUAAAUGUGAUGACAAAAUGGGCAACUGUGCAAUAUGGCGCCAUGUUCGCGAGUGUUCUGUAAAUCAGUAGUAAUGUGCAAUAUGUCAUCUACUGGUAGUCAUGUUGGCAAAGUCAGUAACCUGCAAGUGUUUUCUAAGCACCGUUUACCAGUAGUAGUGUUCUGUAUAGUGUCGUAUGCUGGAAGUACUGAAGUUCUGUACCAUCUGGAGAACAUGUUAAUUAUACUGCCACACGCUAGGUGGUUUAGUAGUUUAAUGCAAAACAUUACCUUUGGAUUAUUCAUUUCUAACAUACCGAUGAAGUAACUGCUUUUUUGACAAAUCCGAGACACAAAGACUAGUCAAAGCUAUCAUUUAAUAUAAAAUAUUUCAACAGCAUGUGAAAGAGAUAUUGACAGCUGGUGUUUCUGUUAUUAAUGGUAUGAUAUAUAUAUAUGGUUGAUGUUGCUGCGAUAUACAUAUAAAAUGCUACAUACUUUGUACUGUGUGCUGUUCUGAUGAUCAUUGAAGACAUUUCAUUGCUUGAUUUAAUAUAUAUUUCAACGAGGAAUGUAUUAAUGUAUUUAUGUAAGAACCAAUAAAAUAGGCACAUCGAAGUUUAAAUUAUAUUCUAGACUAGGAAUAUAUGGGGUAUCGGGAAAAUGUCAGUAAAAAUUGGCCUUGCAAAUCAUUUAUAACUUUUGGCACAGUUAUUUAAGAAUUUAACCACAGACCCACGUAUUGGCACAUUAUAAUUGAUAUUAAAUGUCACUGUAAUUAUUUUACACUCGUGGCCUUCUAAUUUUAGCUGAGCGGACAGAUCCGCCCGUUAAUUGGCGCACCAGCAGGAUACAAAACGUUACAAUUAAUGCGAUAUUGCGCGAAUGGUGUGUUGGACUUAAAAAAACCUAUAACUUUCCAAUUAUAUCGUGGCAAAUAUAUCGUUUUGUUUCCUUGUUUGAUUUGAGAUAUUUUGAAACAGUUUCAGUGAGUCAUUACGUAAGUGGGCACAGCCGUAAUAGAAAGUUAGUGUGCCAUUUUCCACGUUUCUCGUAUACACUCUGUUGUAAUUAAGUGUUGGCGUUCUGUAUAGCAUUUCCUGCGUUUUGUGAUAAUUUGUCGUUUUAACUUACGUUGAAUUGUCAGCUUGGGUCAAGAGUUACGUCUGUGAACUGCGGCAGGAAUUUCCAUCCACUUAAUGGCAGUUUCCAAUACCGUUUAACGCGCGAGAGGACGUGUAAUGGUGGUGAGGUGUCAACCAACGGUAAUUAUGGCAUGCUGACCUGAUUGUUUCAGAGAAAUAAAUACGACAUCGGUCAUUUUCCUUUUUUUACUGAAUGUUACAUCUUUAUAACAUACAUUGUACCUAGAACCAGCUGAAAAGCCGCAACACUGUCCAUCGAAUUGAAAAUAAGACAUCUAUGCUUUACUGAUACAUAUUGCUCUAAAUAAAAUUGUUAUUUAUUUUUGAAAUAUGACACAAUAUUAACCGUAAGUGCCUCAUUUCAAUGUUUUUAGAUUGAAUAAAUAUUUUUUUUUUGAAAUCCAAUGCACACUGUUAAAUGAUCGAUACCGGUUUACAGAUCAAAAUAUCAUAGUUUUAUAUGAUUGUUGUUAUU